Molecule: messenger RNA, 1743 nt
Organism: Lasiosphaeria miniovina
Lineage: Eukaryota; Fungi; Ascomycota; Sordariomycetes; Sordariales; Lasiosphaeriaceae
Product: NADP-dependent oxidoreductase domain-containing protein
Exons: 6
Coding region: 335-1279 (314 amino acids)
Cellular component (GO): cytosol
Molecular function (GO): aldose reductase (NADPH) activity
Source: RefSeq, a predicted model, not a curated record
CACAGCACCACCUCCUUGCCUUAGCUACAGCAUCUGCCCGCACUGCCGGGCGAACAGCCCGCGGGUCGUCCAUUUUAUCCCACAGCAACGCCCAAACAACAACCCGGCGCCGUUUUUUUUUCUCUUUUUCAACUUUGCCUGCCUACUCUACUAAAGACACCUUGCUCCCUCUCUCCAACGAUAGAGACGGAGACUCUUACGAACCUACCUAGUCGCGUGUUAGUGGCAGCAGCAAGCAGGUCGCGCCCAGUCGUUUCUUUUCAGCGGCCCGGUCAUUCCUCGAAGUAUAAGCAGAAGCAGUGCGGCGCAGACACAGACACAGACACCGCUUAGCAUGGCCGCCGCGCAGAAGACGUUCAAGCUGAACACGGGGCAGGACAUUCCCGCGCUGGGAUUCGGAACCUGGCAAGCAGAGCCCGGCAAGGUCGAGACGGCGGUGGCGUACGCGCUCAAGGCGGGGUACCGGCUCGUCGACGGGGCGUACUGCUACGGCAACGAGGACGAGGUGGGCGCGGGCUUGGCCGAGGCGUUCGCGUCGGGCGCGCUGCGGCGCGAGGACGUCUUCGUCGUGUCAAAGGUCUGGGCCACGUACAACACGCGCGUCGAGCUCGGGCUGGACAAGAGCCUCAAGAGCCUCGGGCUGGACUAUGUGGAUCUGUUUCUUGUGCACUGGCCCCUUUUGCUGAAUCCCAACGGAAACGACGACAAGUUCCCCAAGCUGCCCAACGGCGAGCGCGACAUCAUCCGCUCGCACAACCACGUCGACACGUGGAAGCAGAUGGAGAAGCUGCCGGCGACGGGCAAGACGCGCGCCAUCGGCGUGUCCAACUACAGCAAGCGCUACCUCGAGCAGCUGCUGCCGCACGCGACCAUCGUGCCGGCAGUCAACCAGAUCGAGAACCACCCGCAGCUGCCGCAGCAGGAGAUUGUCGACCUAUGCCGCGAGAAGGGCAUCCACAUCAUGGCGUACAGCCCGCUGGGCAGCACGGGCGGGCCGCUGAUGACGGCGGAGCCGGUGCUGGCCGUCGCGAAGAAGCAUGGCGUGAAGCCUGCGGCUGUGCUGCUGAGCUACCACAUCCCCCGCGGCAGCACGGUGCUAGCUAAGUCGGUCACGCCCGAGCGCAUCAAGGAGAACCUGGCGCUAGUCGACCUCGACGCCGACGAUGUGCGGGCGCUCGACGCGUACUCGGACGGGCUGGCGCGCGAGCGCAAGCUGCGGCGCUACGUAUACCCGCCGUUUGGCGUCGAGUUUGGGUUCCCCGACAAGUCGAAUCUGUAGAUACCUAGGUAGUUGGCUGAUGGGUUCGCUGAGUAGGUGUGUGUGUUUGUUGUGUUGUUGAAGGGAUGUGGAUGGGGGUGGGGGUGUAUAUAUUCCAAUGUUUAGGAGCAGAGAGUUUGCCUAGGUUCCUUGGUGUAUCUACCUUGGGAUAUCUCCCUAGUUCUGCAUUCUGCGUCACUAGACAGACAGAAAGACAUGGUUUCGAUAGAGUUGAAUAGCCUUGAAGCUUUGUGUGCAUACGGGGGCACUUGGCGAGACGGAAGCUUCUAUCUUCUCUUUCUUGAAGCCUAGACGAGGAUAAGCCUAGACCGAAGCGGCCUUGCCUGGAGAGGGAGACUACAUAUCGCUCUCUCUCGUCCCUAUUUCAAGACUAGGAUUGUGUUGACAUCAAUCACCUAAGGGGUUCUGCCGAAUGACGUAAGGAAGCUAAAACAUCCAAGAACCCCCCCUUAAACAAGCCCGCU